GAUUGAUAAGAAACCACCCACCCAGCCCAUUUGUCUGACACCCGCCUUCGUAGCCUGCUUCCCUCUUCUAUCAAUCGGCAGAUCUACCAGGCAGCCUGCUUCGAAUCACCCUGGAUAUCCAUCCACUGCCUCUUCCACCGCCUCCCGAGGUACCCAACAUAGCCCGCAUUGCCAUUCCUAUUCGCACACGUUAAACCAUGGGGCAAUCUACCCGAGGGGCGAAGAAGAAAUCUUUUUGGACCAACGAACCCGUCGAAAACCAAACACUGCACCGAGCCAUGUCUUUUCCACCACCUCAAGGUUGGGUACUAGUAUCUGUGUCGGCAUACGGCUUGAAAUGGUACAAGCUACGUAAGUGGCUCGUCAAUCACUUCAAAAAUGAGGGUGACAGGUUCCAAGAACGCCAGACAACGACGUUUUCCUCUUCUACGCUCCGUAUCUACUCACAGAGAAUGAGCUGUUAUCCAUCGAUAAAUUGCGCGAGACAAGCAAGCACGAUGAAAGGAGACAGCACAGUCGAGUUGAAUACAGUCCAGACCCGGAUCCUUAGGUCCCCCUAUUUACAUCAUAUUCAAACCCAAAAACUGGAUGGAAAGUCGGCCGGGAGUUUGGCGAAGGAAGGAUGCUAUUUCAGUGUUUCUGGGAGGUCGUUAGAAAUGGUCGGACAUAGUGAUCGGGGGGGCUUGUAGCGUAUAAACAAGUAUUAUGAGCUGUAAGAUAAGGGCGGAGGUAUACGCUGCCGCCAGCCAGUCCUGGCUAAUCUGCCGCGACUCCCAAACACAUCAAUCCUGACCAAGUUACAUUAGGAUGUUAUGCAGGGAAGCGGAAGGCAGAAUCUUAGAUUGUACAGAUAUGGAGUGUAUCGGAUUUGGC
Messenger RNA from Colletotrichum navitas, 873 nucleotides. RefSeq lists its product as uncharacterized. Bases 198 to 689 code for a protein of 163 amino acids. The transcript is spliced from 3 exons. Lineage: Eukaryota; Fungi; Ascomycota; Sordariomycetes; Glomerellales; Glomerellaceae. The record is from RefSeq and is a predicted model, not a curated record.